CGGGGAGGGAGCGGCGGAAGCGGCGCGGGGCCGGGGCCGGGGCCCGCCAUGGAGCUGGGCCGUGCGGGCCCGGCCUGCGCCGCCGCCCUGCUGCUGCUGCUGCUGGUGCUGGCGGCGCUCGGCGCGGCCGACUUCGACCCGUACCGGGUGCUGGGCGUGGGGCGAGGCUCCAGCCAGGCCGAUAUUAAGAAGGCGUACAAGAGGCUGGCCCGGGAGUGGCACCCCGACAAAAACAAGGACCCGGGAGCAGAGGACAAAUUCAUCCAGAUCAGCAAGGCCUACGAGAUUCUCUCCAACGAGGAAAAGAGGGCAAACUUCGAUCGCUACGGUGAUGCUGGAGAAAGCCAGGGCUUCUCCCAGCACCAGCAUCGCCAGUUCCACCACUUCCACGAAGGCUUCUAUUUCGAUGAGUCCUUUUUCCACUUCCCCUUUAAUUCGGAGAGACGCGACGCCUCCGACGAGAAGUAUUUGCUCCACUUUUCGCAUUACGUCAACGACAUUGUGCCAGAUAGUUUCAAGAAACCUUACCUCAUUAAAAUAACCUCAGACUGGUGCUUCAGCUGCAUCCACAUCGAGCCCGUGUGGAAGGAAGUUGCUCAGGAACUGGAGGCGCUGGGAGUGGGCAUCGGAGUCGUUCACGCCGGGUACGAGAGGCGCCUCGCCCAUCACCUAGGUGCUCACAGCACGCCAUCGAUACUGGGGCUGAUGAACGGGAAAAUAACCUUCUUCCACAACGCCGUCAUUCGAGAGAACCUGCGGCAGUUCGUGGAGAACCUGCUGCCGGGGAAUCUCGUGGAAAAGAUUACAGAUAAAAACUACGUCCGCUUUCUAUCCAACUGGAAGAAAGAAAACAAGCCCCACGUCCUUCUGUUCGAUCACAUGCCGGUUGUGCCAUUACUGUACAAGCUGACUGCCUUUGCAUACAGAGACUACUUGUCCUUUGGUUACGUGUACGUUGGGCUCAGAGGGACCGAAGAGUUGUCCAGUCAGUACAACAUCAACGUCUACACUCCGACCAUGAUGGUCUUCAAGGAGCACAUCGACAAGCCCGCGGAUGUUGUGCAGGCACGAGAUAUGAAGAAGCAACUCAUCGACGACUUCCUUUCCCAGAAUAAGUUCCUCAUGGCAGCCAGACUCACCAACCAGAGGCUGUUUCAGGAGCUGUGUCCCGUGAAGAAGUCGCACCGUCAGCGGAAGCACUGCGUGGUCUUGCUUACUGGAGAAGGCGAUAAGUUUGCUGAGACUUACGAGGCGUUUUUGACUUUUGCUGUGGCCAACACGAAAGACGUGCUGAGGUUUGCACACAUCUAUAACGAGCGGCAGCCGGAAUUUGCAGACGCCUUGCUGAUGGAUGAGGAGAAGUACCGUGGAAAAUCGGCCGUGGUCAUUCUGGAGAGGCGCAACAACGCAGGAAAGAUCGUCUACAAAGCCUUGGAGGAGGCCUGGCAAGGCAGCAAAGAGGACAACUUCAUCCUCCUGGACCUUCUGGACCAGCUGAGGAUGGACCCUGGCCUUCUCUCCUCAGAGACUGUCCUGGCAGACUUGCGUGACGAGCUUGCUCCCAUGUUCCUUAUCCGAUGGUUCUAUUCCACGCUGGAUUACGUCUUGGACUGCUGGGACAGUUUGUUUCACAGUAACUGGCGAGAAAUGAUGCCCCUGCUGUCCUUGCUCUUCUCUGCGCUCUUCAUUCUCUUUGGCACUGUUAUUGUUCAGGCUUUCAGCGACUCCAGCGACACAAGAGACUCUCCUCCCUCUGAGAAGGAAGAGGCGACCACAAAGACUGAGAAGAAUGACACAAACUUCAGCAAAGAGAGUAACAGCAGGGUUCCCAAAAAAGGCUUUGUGGAGGUGACCGAGCUCACAGACAUCAACUAUAACAGCAACCUGGUACGCCUCAGGCCGGGUCACAUGAACGUGGUCUUGAUCCUCUCGAACUCCACGAAAACCGCCCUCCUCCAGAAGUUUGCCCUGGAAGUCUACACGUUCACAGGGAGCAGCUCUCUUCAUUUCUCCUUCCUUAGCCUGGACAAGCACCGCGAGUGGCUGGAGUACCUGCUGGAGUUCGCGCAGGACGCCGCUCCCAUCCCGAACCAGUACGACAAGCAUUUCCUGGAGCGCGACUACACGGGCUACGUCCUGGCCCUGAACGGCCACAAGAAAUACUUCUGCCUCUUUAAGCCUCACAGAUCAGGAGACGAGGGGGGAACCAUGGGGUCGUGUGAGGACUACGAUUCCCCGCUGCACACCGAAGCCAGAGGGAAAUCCUCCUGCAGCCCAGGAUCUAGAUCCAUUAAAAACAAAUUGCAUAAAUUGUCCUUUUGGAUGGAACGCCUUCUCGAGGGCUCCUUACAGAGGUUCUACAUCCCCUCGUGGCCUGCGCUAGACUGAGGGCUUUUAAAGAGAUUCUAACACACUUUUUAUGAAGAUGACGAGGGACCGCUCUUUCUGGAAUAAACAAACAAUCAUGAUGAACGGACCUUACGUUUUAGAUGAAUUCUCUGAGGGACGGCGACCAGAAAAAUCUCUCCCCGUAUCCAGAGCCCUGGAGUGCAACAAAGCGCACUGAAACGCCCUCCACCGAAUCGUCGUCACAUUUGGAUGCCGUACUAUUGCAGAGCCAAGAAGGCCAUUUUCCCCUUCUCAUCCUGCCGCGUCUGCUUCCCGAGCCACCCUCGAUCCACCUCUUGUUUCACCUCGGUUGAAGAAAACCCCUGACUUCUCAGCCGCGGCGACUCGGUCCGGACUGAACGCGGCCAGUUCCGCAGCGCGGGUCGUGGUUCUCUCCCCCACCCCUUCCCCACGUGCUUAGCCCAUGGUGCAUGGUGUAACAGUGGCAAGACCCUACAGACCCUCCUCCAAAAGGCUUCCCACCAGUCGUACCGAUCGGCUUUCCCGGGGUAAGUGGCCUAGAGGGUGGCCGGGAGCACCUCCCUCAUAGCAAACCUGUAGCUGGGACUCACCUGCGGGGCGGGCUAGUAGGCGAUCUGCAUGUUUCCUGCUCCUUGUGUAAUAGCUCCACGUGCAGCUUCACCAGCUAAAACCGUAACCAGGGAGGGGAAGGGGUUUUGCACAGCCGUAAAUACUGUAAAGGUGUUGAGCCAUUUAAAUGUCACAUCGUUUUCCAGAUGCCUUUCUGCUUCUGUCAGUUUUAGACUAUGUACCUUAGAGCCAUAACUUUAACCGUGUCCUCAGAUUGUAGGCAUACGCUGCUGUGAGCCAGUAGAUGUGUAAAAGAAACUCUACCUAGCUGCUAGGGAGUCGGUUCGGGCUCCUUUCCAACACCCUCACAUCUGUAGUACAAACCGACCUUUCGUUGUAUCGAGGAACCUAAUUCGUCGAUGACCGCGUUCUUGAAAUGUUGCCCCAGAAGUGCUGUUAUCUCACCAGACCGUCGCUUACGUGCGAGGCUCGUUUUGUUUCAGGUGUGGGUUUAAGAUGCUUCAGCGUCUCGCCCGUUUCGGUCCUGCCACAAACUUUUGUUUCUCAACAUGCAGGCUGCCUUGGUUCUGUUGUUUUUCUUUUUUUUCUUCUUGUUGCUUUUUGGUUUUUCUCCUUUUUAAACACAUAGGUCUGUGUAAAGCUAGAACAGCUGCAAAGCACAGUUUGGUUUAUGCUUUGCUCAAGCAAUGCUCCGACAGCCACUUACAGCAUCGAGGGGGAAGGAGGCCGCCCGGUUGUAAGGCAGGGGAAGGCAAGCAGCAGGCUUGCGGUUGCUUUCAGCUCUUCAGACGAUGAAGCAAAGCCAAAGGGUUUCUUUCCACGGCCGGGACUGAAAUCCUGCAGGGCUCCUGUUCCCUUCUCACCGCUCCGGGGCAGACCCUUGCGGUGUCUCCUCCAGCUGCACGGUGCAGGAACCCAAAGCCUGCUGUGGGAGUAGCUUGCAGAGCAUCAGGUCGCAGGACUGCCGAACCACGAGGUUGGGAGCGGGGUGCCCUUUGCGUGAGGCUCUGCCCCUGAUGCUAAAGCACUUGGUGAGCGCGUGGCGUUGGCUAAAAGCUCACCCCACCCUUGCCUUCUUAGUUAGCACCUUACCUGAGCAGGUAACCCCGGCGCUGCGCACAACGUACUUCCCAAUAAAGGCUGCCGUGCCACCACCCGGCCUUACGUGAGGCUACUUAAUUUUAGCUCAGCAGACUCCGGGCUGCGGCUUGUGCUGUCGCAUGAAUGAGAUGUUAGAAAUAGGGAGGGGAAAGGAAGGGAGGGAAGCUACGAGGCACACACAUAGCGCUGCAUCGGCCUGCCCUUGUGAGACUUGAUGUCAUCUGGGCUGGAACGAUCGCUGUAGUGCGCUUGUGCUUCUCCCAAACCGGCUGUGCAAGGAGGUAGCUGGAAUGAGGUUGCAGCCGAGU
Molecule: messenger RNA, 4349 nt
Organism: Cygnus olor (mute swan)
Lineage: Eukaryota; Metazoa; Chordata; Aves; Anseriformes; Anatidae
Gene: DNAJC16
Product: DnaJ heat shock protein family (Hsp40) member C16
Exons: 14
Coding region: 49-2388 (779 amino acids)
Source: RefSeq, a predicted model, not a curated record